Messenger RNA from Marasmius oreades (fairy-ring Marasmius), 1582 nucleotides. RefSeq lists its product as uncharacterized. The record is from RefSeq and is a predicted model, not a curated record. Lineage: Eukaryota; Fungi; Basidiomycota; Agaricomycetes; Agaricales; Marasmiaceae. The transcript has 4 exons. The coding region runs from base 502 to 1332 and encodes 276 amino acids.
UCCACCACUUACAUCUGCAUAACUUCUCAGAGCUGUACUUCACCGGAGGAACAGGUCUCCGCAAGUCAAAUUGUCAAGGCCAUGCCUCAAGUGACUUUGCCGACGAUGUGUUCUGGGAUAUAUAGGACCCCAAUAUCGUCAAUACCGAUGUCACGAAAUGGAAUCUUUUGACCGGGAUGGAUAACUGUUGAGUCGAUGGAGGAGGUGUUGUCAUUCUUGUUCCAGCCGUCUAGCUCUCCAACUCAUCGAGUUACGCAUCCUAAACUUUCGAGUUGUCCAAUCUCCUCCGGGACGGCUACAAAGAAACUUUUGAUACAACGUGAAGACCUUCAUAGCCAGAUGCACAUGCAAGCAUCUCGAUAUUCAUCCAACUCGACUGAAAACUUGUAUACGCUUUAAAAAAGUUCACAGCAUUCGACUACCGCAUGGAUUCGUUGUUGUUGUAGAGAACUAUAUAGGAUCCAGCCGGUAAAAUAUUCGCUGUUAUCCUCUUCCCAAAGGAUGCAGCGACUAGAUGACACCGACACUCGUAUACACUACACCCCAACGGGGUUAUGGUCUACGGGUGGAGUUGCAGCUGAGUACAAUUCCACGACUCAUGGGUCGAAAACCGCAGGAGCUCAGAUGGUGUUUCACUUCACAGGGACAAAAGUAGACGUCUACGGCACGAUAAGUUCAAAUCUUGCAUCAGCGAAGAACUUCGAUCUCCUUACACUCGACGAUGAAGAUCCCGUACAGUGGUCUGUUUCCCCCCAGAAACCACCAGUCUACCACCAGAGGAUGUUCAGUUCUCCGAUCUUGCAAGAUGGUCCACACGUACUCACCUUGGAGCUCUUCGUUGACAAGAGUGAAACUUGGAUUGAUUAUUUGGAGUUCAUGCCAUCUCCCAGCGAGCUUCCGUCGUCACAAUUACCGCUUGGAUCGACCACUUCUGAAGUGGUAGACGCGGCCACAACAGUGUCCUUCCUGUCAUCAACAAGUUCAAGCACAACCCCCGAGUCGAGGUCGAGCGGCGAUUCAUUAACAUCCAUGCCUUCAUCGACCGCUUCUGUUUCGGUAACGAUGAAAACUUCGAGUGGUGUCUCAACCGUGCGUCAUCCACCACAUCCACAUCUUCUGAAACAGGAGGAAUUCCGGCGAGUGCUCUCAAAGUCCCACCAUCAACUUCAUCAUCAGGUACACCAUCAUCACAUCUCUCAACGGGCGCUGUUGCUGGCAUCUCCAUUGUCAUUACGGUGGUGGUGCUUUCCGGCGCAUCGGUUUUGGUCUGGCGGUGCCUACGACGAAAGCGACGAAUAUGGACGUCAAGCUCCGCAGAUGAACUUGCCCUAGGAGCUGUCACUCCGUUCAAUCAGCCACCUACGCUGGAGGUGAGGAGGCCUGAGGAUACUCCGAAAGGUUCUCCUCCUCCUUACCAGCAGUAAAGGCUGUAUCUCUUUUCAUCAUCUCGUCAUAAUCCGUUGUAGCGUACACGUUCGAUCAUGACUGUUUUCUUUUUUAAGAGGAAUCUAUAAUGUGUACGGUAUAUUUAAUUAUGUAGUUUUACAUCCGAAUGCAGAUUUGGAGUGACGGUGCAAUUUGG